UGCUCGUUCACGGACAUCGCCUGCUGGCUUCACCACAAAUAUAAUUCCGGCAAGUCCAGCACGUACGUGAAGAACGGCACCGAGUUCGCCAUCCAGUACGGGAGCGGCAGCUUGUCGGGCUACCUCAGCCAGGACACGUGCACGAUUGGCGACAUAUCUGUGGAAAAUCAGCUUUUCGGCGAAGCCAUCAAGCAGCCCGGCGUGACCUUCAUCGCAGCCAAGUUCGAUGGGAUCCUCGGCAUGGCGUACCCGCGCAUCUCUGUGGACGGCGUGGCUCCGGUCUUUGACAACAUCAUGAGCCAGAAGAAGCUGGAGAAGAACGUCUUCUCCUUCUACCUGAACAGGAACCCGGACACGGAGCCCGGCGGUGAGCUGCUGCUCGGAGGAACCGACCCAAAAUACUACAGCGGGGACUUCAACUACGUCAACAUCAGCCGGCAGGCGUACUGGCAGGUCCACAUGGACGGGAUGACGGUGGGCACCACGCUGAGUCUGUGUAAGAGCGGCUGUGAGGCCAUCGUGGACACGGGGACGUCUCUGAUCACCGGCCCCGCCACCGAGGUCAAGGCCCUGCAGAAAGCCAUCGGAGCCACUCCGCUCAUCCAGGGCGAGUACAUGGUGAACUGUGACAAGAUCCCAACGCUGCCGGUCAUCAGCUUCAGCGUCGGCGGGCAGACCUACGCUCUGACCGGAGAGCAGUACAUCCUGAAGGUGAGUCAGGGCGGGAAGACGAUGUGUCUGAGCGGCUUCAUGGGUCUGGACAUCCCGCCGCCCGCCGGGCCGCUGUGGAUUCUGGGAGACGUGUUCAUCGGUCAGUACUACACCGUCUUUGACCGGGACAACAACAGAGUGGGCUUCGCCAAGGCCAAGUGAGCAACACGUUCAAGUGCAAAGCUAAAAAAAAAAAAAAAAUCCGGAGACACAAACCCGAGCUGCACACGUUUUCUGUUGCUUCGCAAUCAAACCGUUUUUAGCGAUAGAUUUUGUGUAGAGCCCGAGCGCACUGACCGGGACGAUCAGUGCGGUUUCCAGCAGAGACGCAGGUCGGACGUUUGAUGUGUGUGUGUGACGGGUGUGUGCGUGAUCACGGAGCGGUCGAUUGUAACGGUACGGCCCGUUUUUAAAACAUUAAGUGAUUUUUUUUUUUUUUUUUUUUUUUAAUCAGGGAUUUGUUUUUAAACACUUAAUUUGCAUUUUAGGAGGAAAUUUGUUCCGUAACUACUGACUCUGAGUGUAUCUUAAUGUGAUUGGCCUGAAUAAACAGUUUUUAAAAGAA
This is a messenger RNA of Plectropomus leopardus (leopard coralgrouper), 1276 nucleotides long. The record is from RefSeq and is a predicted model, not a curated record. Lineage: Eukaryota; Metazoa; Chordata; Actinopteri; Perciformes; Serranidae.